Aspergillus tanneri is the source of this 417-nucleotide messenger RNA. RefSeq lists its product as uncharacterized. The record is from RefSeq and is a predicted model, not a curated record. Lineage: Eukaryota; Fungi; Ascomycota; Eurotiomycetes; Eurotiales; Aspergillaceae. Bases 1 to 417 code for a protein of 138 amino acids. The transcript has a single exon.
AUGAAGCUUGCAACUACUCUCGGGCUUGUCUUCGCAGUUCUCACCUCCGCCAUCCCAUACCCUCCCCCUAGGAUUGUCUUCCAGCCAUGGGAGAACAACUUGAAGCCGUGGGAGGACACAGCCACUGUCAAACUCGCCAACGACUGGUCUGGAAAGCACGCUGAAGCCAAGGUGCCUCUCGAUCGCAAACGACACUCUAUCAAGUCACUUUAUGGCAACUCUGAUCUUGUUCAAAGCGGAGGUAUCUAUGCGACAAGUGCGGAGCUCACGAAGUUUAGUCAGCGUACCGGCUGUGUUGUUGUCCUGGAUGACCCGGAGGUAUAUGCCCAGUUGAACGCACAGAAUACGUGGUCGUUCUUGGAUCGCGGGGCCUGGGUUAAUGUGAAAGAUGGCUAUGUGUCCUGCGUGGAAUACUAA